Acanthoscelides obtectus is the source of this 1723-nucleotide messenger RNA. The record is from the annotation of a GenBank genome assembly. Lineage: Eukaryota; Metazoa; Arthropoda; Insecta; Coleoptera; Chrysomelidae.
UUGCAUUGGCUUUCAGAGCGUAAUACAUGACUUGUCUUGUUACUUGAGUAGCUAAUUGAUUUCUUUCUGUUUCAGACUGCAGAUCCGGUACGUGAUGCCGUCGGCACGGCUGACACUCCGAGAGGAGGAUGUCGUCCGACUGGCACUCGAAUUUCUACACAAUAGGGAACUUCAUAUAUCUCAGGUAGGCCUGGAACGUGAAACAGGCGUAAUAAACGGCGACUUCUCGGAUGAUGUCCUGUUUCUGCGGCAACUGAUCCUCGACGGCCAGUGGGAUGACGCGCUGGAGUUCGUACAACCAUUGGAAGCACUUACAGCAUUCGAUGCCAGGAAAUUCACAUACUCGAUACUGAAACACAAAUACAUCGAAUUGCUGUGUGUCAAAUCGGAAGCUAAUAUCCAAGGUAGUAGCGUGGACAAUGCAGUUGAAGAAGUAGUGAAGGUGCUGAAUGAGCUAGAAAAAUACUCACCAAGUAAAGAGGAUUACUCAACGAUGUGUCUGUUGUUGACGCUGCCUAGACUCACUGAUCAUUUACAAUACAAAGACUGGAACCCGAGUAGCGCAAGAGUUCAAUGCUUUCGAGAGGUGUAUCCUUUAGUAGCAGAAUUCUUACCAGGUGACAAGAAACCGCCACACGAGGGCAAUACGUGUGCAAAAAACGAUAGACUGAUACAACUCAUUAUCAAAGGGAUAUUAUAUGAAUCUUGCGUGAACUAUUGUCAAGCAAAAGCUACUGGAGCGGAAGCACAUUCUCAGGAAAUGAGCUUCAGCCGACUACUCGAUGGAACUGUAGGCUUUAGUGACUCGGACCUCAGUCUACUGUCAUGGUUACAAAGCGUUCCUCCGGAAACGUUCUCAGUACCGUUCGAGCAACGUACCCUCAACGUCGAUGUCGAGCGGCUAGAGCGGCCUUCGUUGGAGACUUCCUGGACUGAACACAUGCUGGUCACUCCAAUCAAGCCAAAGACUUUUCCUCAUUCAGCAAUGCCGUUUACAAGACCUAGGUCGGCGGCUGAUAUAAUGACUAGAUCACUAAUGCCAGUUUUAGAUAGGGUAGGAAAUGAUGGUGUGUGUAAUGGAUCUGCGCGAGCAAUGGCUAUGAGCACAGGUGAUAUUGGUGCAAAUGGACCUAUGUCUAGGAGUAGCUUUGCCAGUUUUCACCUAACAGGUAUAAAAACGACGAAGCUGAUGAACACCUCCGUUGACCGGCUGUUCGAGAACGAAGGCGAAGUGUUCCUAAGCAACAGUUACGUGGACUUCCAGCAGCUGCCUUCAAUUCAAGAGCAGACUAGCACGCCCAAAGUAAACACACCGUCUGGUAUGCAAGGAGGGGCGGCGAAUGCAGUGGGGCAGCAACUGCCGCCCAGAAGCCCGGAGAGGAAGGUUUCGAAUGCAUCUACGCCAGAACACAGGGGCAGAGAAAGCCCAGCUUCGCUAGGAACCGCUAGAUCAUCACGUCGCGAUUCCCUGAACGAGCGUCCGAUUAGUACCGCGGCCGCGAGCGCACACAGUGUAGGGUUAACCGCACCGCCUCCAACCGCGGGCGGAGGUGCGGAACCAACCCUCGCGACGGAACCCCUGGAACAGAGCUUUUCCGGUGAGCUGGUCAAAGAGUUCCAGAAGCAGAAACUGAAACUGCAAGAGACGCUGGCUAUCAGGGAACGAGAACGAGAGGAGAUGAUCAGGCAGCUCAACAGCGACAAAUACGCAGAAGACUGGUAA